CAAAGGUGAAAAACACCUCUGGACGUUUCCUGUCUUCUUCCUGCGACACAGACAGUUUCUGCUCCAAGCUGCUCUUCAACAAUGUCAGGUGGAAGCUCGUUCCCUGGUUGCUAGGGCAACCAAGGAGGAUGGUCCCCAGCAGGAGCCGGGGAAGCCUUGGGCUGCCUUUCAGCUCGUCACUGUGCAGCAUGCCUGCUGACCUGCUGCUGGCUGGGAGGAGGAGCCAACUCUGCAGAGGAGCUUCUCCCGGCCCAGUAUGGGUCCUGCCGCCCCACUGCCCCACCAUGAGACCGAGCUCCAGCAUUAAAGCUAGUGCUCCUCUCUCCCUCUGCUGGCCACUACGCAGCUCUGACUCGCUCUGCUCCAGUAGUAGCAGGAGCACAGGCGGCAAGAUGUCAUCCUCUUCCUCCACCUCCUCCUCCAACAGCGAUGGACAAGGGAAGCCUAAACCUAAAUCCCCAUUUCGCAAGAGGGGGAGUCUCCAGAGCACCACCAGCCCUGAUCUGUGUGGUGCAUCUGGGCCCAAGCCCCUCAAGCCCCAGCGAUCCCUACCAGGGACACCUGUUUCUCUCACACACUAUCCAAUUGACCUGCGAACAUCCAUGGAGGAAAAGUACAAAGAGAUUGCUGAGGAGCUGUUCACACGCAGCCUGGCAGAGAGCGAGAUGCGAAGCGCUCCAUAUGAGUUCCCAGAGGACAGCCCUAUUGAACAGUUGGAGGAGCGACGACACCGCCUAGAGAGGCAAAUCAGCCAAGACAUUAAGCUUGAGCCCGAGAUCUUGCUCCGCGCCAAACAGGACUUCAUGAAAAUCGACAGUGCUGCAGACCUAGAGUUAAUGAAGGACAAGAGUGUGGACACUGUUGAUGAUGGCUUUAAGGAGAGAGAAAUACCAAUGGAGAAAGAGUACCAGCGGGUCUCAAUAUCCGGAGAGGAAAAGUGUGGGGUGCCCUUCACGGACCUGGUAGAUGCUGCUAAGUGUGUGGUGAAGGCACUAUUCAUUCGGGAGAAGUACAUAAACCGAUCCAUGCAGAACUUUUGUAAGACCACAGCUCACGCCUUACAGGACCUCGGGAUGAAGCCUCUGGAUCUGAGAGUGUAUGAUGAUAUACCAGAGACCCCUGUAGAUGCUGAUGCCCCCGUCCACCCACCUGUUUCAGAGACACACCCCUACGACAAUCAGGACCCCAAGAACAUGCCGCCAGACACAGGAUAUGGGUGCAAGAUGGUGGAUGGAGUAGUCCAUGUCUACACCAAGAGAAACAACAUGGACAAGAGUUCAGAACUGGACCUGCCAUAUCCUGACCUGACGGAGUACAUUGCAGACAUGAAUGUUAUGAUGGCGCUCAUCAUCAAUGGGCCAGUGAAGUCUUUCUGCUACCGCCGCCUACAGUAUCUAAGCUCUAAAUUCCAGAUGCACAUUCUCCUGAAUGAGAUGAAGGAGCUCGCAGCUCAGAAGAAGGUUCCUCACAGAGACUUCUACAAUAUACGCAAGGUGGACACGCACAUACACGCAUCCUCCUGCAUGAACCAGAAGCACCUGCUGCGAUUCAUCAAGAGAGCCAUGAAGAAAUACCCUGAGGAGAUCGUUCACAUUGAGCGUGGCCGGGGUCAGACCCUAAAGGAGGUGUUUGAGAGCAUGAACCUGACCGCAUUUGACCUGAGUGUCGACACUCUCGACAUGCAUGCGGACCGAAACACAUUCCAUCGCUUUGACAAGUUCAAUGCCAAGUACAACCCCAUCGGAGAAUCCAUCCUCAGAGAGAUUUUCAUCAAGACUGACAACCACAUUGAAGGAAAAUACUUUGCACAUAUAGUCAAGGAGGUGAUGUCGGACUUGGAAGAGAGCAAGUAUCAGAACUCUGAGCUACGUCUCUCCAUCUAUGGCCGCUCUCGAGAUGAAUGGGACAAACUGGCUCAGUGGGCCGUCAGACACCGAGUCUACUCUGAUAAUGUGCGCUGGCUUAUCCAGGUGCCACGUCUAUUUGAUGUGUACCACACAAAGAAGCAACUGGCUAAUUUCCAGGAGAUGUUGGAGAAUAUCUUCAUGCCCCUGUUUGAAGUCACAGUGAACCCACGCAGUCAUCCUGAGCUGCAUCUCUUCCUUGAACAUGUGGUGGGCUUUGACAGUGUGGACGAUGAGUCCAAACCCGAGCACCACAUUUUCAACCUCGACAGUCCACUGCCAGUCAACUGGACAGAAGAAGACAACCCACCUUACUCCUACUACCUCUAUUAUACUUACGCCAACAUGACUGUGCUCAACCACCUGCGAAGGCGGCGAGGCUUCCAUACGUUUGUCCUGCGACCUCACUGUGGGGAGGCGGGGCCAAUCCACCACCUGGUGUCAGGGUUCAUGUUAUCAGAGAACAUCUCCCAUGGGCUACUGCUCAGAAAGGCCCCAGUGCUGCAGUAUCUUUACUACCUGGCUCAAAUUGGCAUCGCCAUGUCACCACUGAGUAACAACAGCCUGUUCCUCAGUUACCAUCGCAACCCGCUGCCAGAGUACCUGUCCAGAGGGCUCAUGGUCUCUCUGUCCACUGAUGAUCCACUUCAGUUCCACUUCACUAAGGAGCCUCUGAUGGAGGAGUACAGCAUCGCCACUCAGGUGUGGAAACUGAGUUCCUGUGACAUGUGUGAGUUGGCAAGAAACAGUGUCCUCAUGAGUGGGUUUUCACACAAGGCCAAGAGUUACUGGUUGGGCCCCAGUUAUUCCAAGGAGGGUCCUGAAAGCAACGACAUCCGUCGCACCAACGUCCCCGAUAUCCGUGUGGCGUACCGCAGCGAGACGCUCUCUGAGGAGCUUCACCUCAUCACUCACGCUGUGCGCACAGAAGAGCUGGAUACUAUUGAUGAGGAGGACUCUCUGUCCAUGGGCCCUCUGCCGGGACGGCGCUGAGAUCGCAGUCACUCGGUCUCAUCCUGUAAACCCCAACCCUGUGGUCCACCAAGCAGGACACUGAAGAGACGUGGUGUAUUUUUCAUGCAGCAUAAACACCACCAACCAUUACUAUAGAAGUAUGCCGCACACUGACAGCUACACAGGUAUCAAAAAGCCAAGGAUACUGUGCUGCCAGAGCACUUCCGCUUCAACAUUCAUUUUUAUGUUGCAGAAAAGGAUUCUAAAUCCAUAUUAUUGUUAACUGUUUUAAUUUCUAUUUGAAGUUUUCCCCUGCUGUUUUUAUAGCCUGUGUUUGUAAUGUUGUCUGUGACAUGUUCAGUCUCAGUCAGCAUGAGGAGGGUUAGCAGUGAUGACCAGCACCAGAAAUUUUUUGUGAAUGAACAGCAAGGAAACACUAGAAGCCAGUGUUUACCUCACCAGAUACACUCGCCAUAGCCAUCAAAUGAUCCCUGUGAUGUUUUCUGUCAUUCAGUGAUAUUUUCAUCAGGGACAUCACAGUGUGUCGUAUCUCUUAGUAUUUACAGAAACACUGACAACCAGCACAUUUAAACUUUCUUAACAGCAAACCUGCUCUGAAUGUUGCUAAUCUUCCACUCUAUAGUCAUGCUGCUUAAAUAACCUUAGUGUAUCUGUAAUCCUCAUUAUACAAACUUAUAAUGAAGGACUACAGAUGCAGUUUUAUUGGAGUAAUUCUACAACAUUGUUGGUGAUGGUGGAACAAACCUACACAACAAACUUGCAAACAAGCUUGAAGAGACUUCAUCAGAGUCCCAUAACAAAGAGGGGAUAGCUUCUGUCUGAAUGCUGCAGUGCUGAAUAUCAGCCAUGCAUGGUGCUUGGUGUGGUUUCAGAUUUCCUUGCCAAAUUGUGCACACAGAACCGUUCUUCCGUGACUUAGAUCAGCUCCCGAGAAUCACCGUAGCCGACAAGUUGAGAGAGAAGCAGACUUUUCUGUGGUUGGCUGCAAACAUUCCAUGAAGCAAAUGGUACUCUUUAGCUGCAAAAGAAAUGACUUCCAGUAAAUGUAGAGACGUGUGUUGUUUUGAUAUUUCUUUGGGAGAUAUAAAGGGGAAAUACGUAUGGGAGAUUUUAACCUCAGUACAGGAAUGACCGCCUGAGGAGAACGCCCUCACCUUUACCUCACUGUGGCCAUGAAGAUAUGGACCCUCUGUCCCUCCGAGGGCCACAAUCACACUCAUUCCUUUCCCGGUGAACGACCUAGAAAGUCAUGGAGUUUUUUUUCUCCCUCUGCAUGCAGUGCACUGUACAUAUGCACCAAGCCAAGACUUCACAGUGCCUUUUCAUUUUUGGGCACUGCAUGCCCAUGUCUCUCCAAACUGUUUCCAUGUAAAAGGUUUUCUUUUUACCACAUAACAAGUAUUGCAUUUUUUCCUUGGUCAUUUACAUUAGGCCUCUAUGCUAUUAUAAUAUCCACACCAAUGGAACUGAAACCACCUAGCUGCAUGCUCGGUGUAAAAUAGCUUUUACCUUCAUUUGUGAUGAGGAAAGUUGAUUUGUUUCUAGCUCUCUGCUUAUAAGUGCUUUUCUUUGCAUGCCUGCAUGAAUAAUGGAUGACAGGAGAGAAUGCGUUGUUUGCAGCAAGCUGUAAUGUAAAGCAUCUUAACUAAUUCAGGGCUGCAGACCAGCUUCCGAGUCAGAAAUCAGUUUGUGGCGGAUAUCGCAGCAAACAGAUUCAAAACUCAGCAUUGUUCACCAUGUAGACAUGAGCAAACCAUGCUGGGACAUGGUUAAGACCGUCUCAUGGUUUCUUGUAGCAUUUGUUUUUAGCUCACCCCCAAAUCUGAUCAAAGCUGGGACCACACGUCCCACAUUUUUGUAUUUUACACUCAUCAUGUUAUCUUACCACUCUACCUGCCACUGGACACCGUCCAACCUCCCAUCAAACUGUGAGCAUUCUUCUUAAGACUAGACGCUACUGUCGAGUAAUAUACGAUGCCAAGACUAUAGGAUAAUGAACCAGAAAAUGUCUAAGCCUUUAUCUGAAUCACCAACUGUAAUGUUUUAGGAUAUCUACAUGUUUGCUUUAUAGAUGAUUAGGAUAAAAGAUGAGGAUCCACCUUUGUUCAGUGAGAGUACAGUAGCUUCUAAGUGUUGAAGGGAUAAAGUGUAUUUUUUUAAAGGCGAUAUAGAGAUAAGAAUUUUUAUAUUCACAAUAUAUUGAUGUCAAGGUUUAACAUUUAGUUUUGUUGCUGUUGAUAAUUGUGGUUUAGUACAAUGUCAUGAAAAUAGAGUUUUUUUCAAUGCAGCUUUAUUCUAUUAGCCUUUUUGAUUUGUUUAAGCAAGUAGACACAAUAAUAGCAUCAGUUCUGCCUAUUUAAUAUCAUAGUAACCUUGUUUCCUCGUGUUUUAUUUUUUGAUUCCUGGUAGUUCUCAAUGUUUCAGUAAGCCUGUAAGAUCCAUGAUAGAAAGGUACAUGAUUGAUACCUCUUACUUUAAAGUCAAAUGUCUCCACCAUAGCCUGUCAGAGAAAAACUAAUCCUCAUUCUACACCAGAAGCGUUGACUCUCUCUGGUUUUGUCAGAGUCAUUCUCCCUCCACUCAUUCUCUGAUCCACUGAUGGACUGUGAUCUACACUGACUUCAUCAUCAGUCCACAGGCAGAAGCACAAAGUGUAUUACCAUAUAUUUCUGUUUAAUUGCUGCAGCUUCAUUUCGUUAUUUGCCCUUUACUAGUUACAACCACCUUGUUGAUGACUUUGUAAUCACUGAAAGACAAUGAGGACCUGGACCAACCUGGACCGUUUCCAUCCAUUCAGUUUCACAGCAUGUAGUUUGCUAUCUUUAUGUCUACUUCUACAGUCACCACAGAGCCACUCGUGUGUGCACUUACAGCAUAAUGCCCCCUACCUCACAAACACCAGUCUCUGACCAUUGUUCUGAUAAUGCAGCUCUGUGUUGUCCUCAGCAACAACAGGGCUGCAAAUAAUCAUUACUUUCACUAUUGACUAAUCUACUGAUUAUUUUCUCCAUUGAUCGCUUGGUCUGUAAAAUGAGAAAAUAGUGACAAAUAUCCAUUAUUAUUCCCUGUGGCGCAAUUUGAUGUAAUAUAUUGUUUGUUUUGUCCAUUCAACUGAGUGCAAAAACCAUAAAUAUAUGGUUUACUGUGGUGGAAAACAGACAAAGCAACAAUUUUUAGCUUGAACCUGUGAAUUUUUCAUCAUUUUUGCUUGAAAAAUUAUAUAAACGAUCAAUUGAUCAUCACAAUUGUUGCCAAGUAUUUUUCUGUCAAUCAAGUAAUUGAUUAUUCCCAGUAAAUAAUGGCACGAGAGAAGUGAUUCACAUGAGAAAAGAACAGUAAAAAAUAUUAAAGGUACUGUUGAGCAGUAACAUUAUUAUUGUUUGGAUGCCAACACAAGAACGCACCAAUUAUUCAAAUAUAUUACUCACAGAUUAAUAGUUUACUCUCUACAUGAGUAUUUUUUUGUGGUUAAAACAUAUAGCUUGAUUUAUUUCUGUGCACUAACCUCACAGUUAAUUCAUUACAAGUACUCACACUCAAGUUAUGUUUGUGUUCAGUUGGUAUUUUUCUCAUAAAGUUCUCAUUUUUUUUGACAUGGGAUCUUUAUUUUUGUAAUUUUGACUUGUCCAUUGAUCUGUAGCCAUAUUAUUGCCUGAAAUGGAUUGCCAGUGUUUUACAGAUUCCAAUGCUUCAGAUAAGGUUCAUGUGUAAUGUCUGAACAAUGAAAUAAAGCAUGUUUAUUCACUGAA
Lates calcarifer (barramundi perch) is the source of this 6628-nucleotide messenger RNA. Its product is annotated as AMP deaminase 2. The coding region runs from base 129 to 2897 and encodes 922 amino acids. NCBI's taxonomy places the organism in Eukaryota, Metazoa, Chordata, Actinopteri, Centropomidae. Gene Ontology annotation, cellular component: cytosol. The record is from RefSeq and is a predicted model, not a curated record. The transcript is spliced from 20 exons. Gene Ontology annotation, molecular function: AMP deaminase activity. Gene Ontology annotation, biological process: IMP salvage; AMP metabolic process.